CAGAUAUAUGCUCUUGGAUGUGAGCGGCUGAUUUAAGUCCAAGGUCCAACGACAGCGGUCAAAGGGCAACUACACUGUGAAAUUCAUACCUACCUAAUUUUUUUAAAAUACUCUGUUGAACACCAUUGUCUAUCAUACUAGUAUUAAUUGCAUGUCACCAAUCAUGUCAAAUUUUCUCUAUGUGAUCUGUAUAUUUGCUUUUACUUACGUCGUAGAAAGUUCUUGGAAUGUUACUAUAAAUCAUAAUCCAAAUUGUAAUCUCUCGGAAGGAUGUGACAAAUAUGAUGUGAUAUACAUAAAUGGUCGUAAUUUAACGUCUUCAGUACAUGUGUUUAUAACAGCAUCAGAACGCUUUUCUCUUCCAUCAAUUUUGAUUAUUCACAGUUCAUCAGCUGAAGCUAAUCCUGUAAUAGAAUGGGAGAAUUUAAAUGUUUCUUCUGGAAAAAGAUUAAAUAUCGGUAAUGUGACCCAAUCAUAUGCUCUUAUAUUUUAUAAAAUGCUUGAAUAUAAUAAUUUAUCUGAUGAUGUAAACAUGUCCAUUUAUCCUCAAAAUUCUGAUCAAAUUCGAAUCCACCAUUUAAAUGAAUAUAACUGGAAGCGUAAUUCAAACAACGAUAGUUCAUUAUUCUUUGAAAAUAAUUUAUUUGAAAUAACAUACAAUGGAAGUAGUCCAAAAUUGACUUCACCAUACGAGCAAGUUAUUAUUAAGUUUCGAAUAAGUAAUACAACUCAACAUCAUAAAGAUAUGCCACAUUUAUUAUUUAAACCUGGUUGGAUUAUUCAAUUUGAUAUUUUAUUCAAUAAUUUAACUAGUAAUUUUAAUCAAAGUCGAUUUGGUUUACAAUUAAUGAUGAUGUCAAAUUUAACCUUGGGUCCAACUGAAGAAUUUCGUAAAGAAGUUUUAUUCAGUAUUGACGAUGAAUUAACACCUGGAAAUUUUGAGAUGACCAAUAUUUUAUUAGGUGAAUCAGUAUCUAAAAUGAAUAAUAAUGCUGAACAAUAUUCAAGGAAUUCAACUCAUCCAUCAGCAUUCCUUCAAAUCAAACCAGCUUGUUUCAUUGAUAAUCAUUUGCGAACAGUUCAAAAUAGUCGUAAUGUUUAUAUUGGUAAACAUCAAGAUUUAUCAGAGAAUAAUAAAAUGGGAAAUGAUAAUUUAUCUCAAUUUCAUUUACUUCAUUAUUCAUUUCCAUCAAUAUUUUAUGCGGAUCGAUUAAAUCCUAAUAGUAACAAUGAUACUAACCUGAAACCUAUUGGUAUUCGUUUAUUAAAUGUAUCAUUUGGUACAUCGACUGAUGGAUUUUAUGCUAAAUCGAAAUUUAUUGUUUGGACUGCGUCGUUUGGUCUUGGCAACCCGCCUACUGAUAAUCUAUCUUCUUUAUUGAUUGGAUUAAUUAUAUUCUCGAUGCUAAUCAUUGUUAGCUCUGUAGUUUUAGGCAUUCUACUUGUCAUUGUUUUACGUCGAAGCACUACUAUUAUCAAUAAUGACAGACAACCGAUUCUUAGUCAUUUUGUUAAUGAUCCUAUCGCUUAAAUUGAAUUUUUGCCCUUUUAUAUAUUUUGUCCAAAUUUUCGUUAUUCCUUGAGGAGAGACAGGGUGGAGUAAACAAGAACCUGAGGAAAGAACCACAAAUCCCAUGAAUCGUUAAUUAUUAUUUUAUGAUAUUUUUUCAUUGUUGAUUGUAUUCUCUUGUAUUAAUUCAUUUGUGCCUUAAUAGUAUGCGGAAAUCCACAUUUAAUAUAUAUAUACUUCUGUGAUUUGCAUUGAGAA
This is a messenger RNA of Schistosoma intercalatum, 1768 nucleotides long. Lineage: Eukaryota; Metazoa; Platyhelminthes; Trematoda; Strigeidida; Schistosomatidae. The record is from the annotation of a GenBank genome assembly.